AUGGCUUGGAGCCUUGGAACACUUAGAGUAACCAGCCAUCCAUACUUCAGGCUAUUGAUACCUUUCUUGACUGUUUUACUUCAGUGCUAUGGUGUAUGGGCAUUCUGCCACCAAUUUUGUUAUCUGCAACUAUAUCAAAGACGAAAUGCUAAGGGCGCAUGCAUCGGGCUUAUCAUUGUGGUUCUGUCAUUAACGUUUCUCAUUUGGUACAUAUGGGCAUUGAUGCUAGUUCUUGGUCCAGGAAGACAGCCGACUAUACCUCCUUUUAAAAUAAUACCUGAUUCUGAAAUUAGGACUGUAUCCAGUGAAUCAGCCGUUCCUGACAAUAGUAUUGCUCCUCCUGAUAUAUAUCCCUGUGAUGAACGAGGGUACCCAAUAUGGUGUUCCAAUUGCCAGAGUUUGAAAAUGUCACGGACUCAUCACUCUACUAAAGUCGGAUAUUGUGUUCCAAGAUUUGACCAUUACUGUGUUUGGAUUGGUACUGUCCUUGGUAGACUCAAUUAUAAACUAUUCGUACAGUUCACAUUUUACCUUGACCUCGUUGUUCUAAUACUAAUGAUCUCAAUUGCAACUCAGAUGAGGCAGAUGAAGGGGUCUGCAAAUGGAAAUGUGUAUGCUGUAUUUGCAUUGGCAUGCUGUGCCCUAUUAAUGGCAGGUCCACUUUUCUUAACACACAUUUAUUAUAUGUGUUAUAAUAGGACCUCAAUUGAAAUUAUUGAAGUCAAUAACAAGGCUAAGGCUUCAAGAAAAUUUUUCUGCAUUUAUAACCCUUGUGAUGGCUACAGGUAUGUGAUCCAGUUCUGCCCGGGAGAAAACCAAGAUUUCUGGAAUAAGGGCAAUAUUUUAACUAACUUAAAAGAGUUUUUAGGCCCCAAUUAUCUUUCCUGGUUUAUACCUUCCAUUUUAACACACAAACAAAGUUAUGGUAAAUCUUCAGCUAAUUACUAUGAUCUAAUUGGAGACUGUAACGAAGUGAUGAGCGAGAAAUUUCAGAAGUAUAUGAUCGAUAAGAUAGAACGAAAAGAGUAUGUAACAAGAUUGGUAGUAUAG
Messenger RNA from Kluyveromyces lactis, 1050 nucleotides. It is a transcript of the gene PFA5, whose product is annotated as palmitoyltransferase PFA5. The record is from RefSeq and is a predicted model, not a curated record. Gene Ontology annotation, biological process: protein targeting to membrane; peptidyl-L-cysteine S-palmitoylation. The transcript has a single exon. Gene Ontology annotation, molecular function: protein-cysteine S-palmitoyltransferase activity. Bases 1 to 1050 code for a protein of 349 amino acids. NCBI's taxonomy places the organism in Eukaryota, Fungi, Ascomycota, Saccharomycetes, Saccharomycetales, Saccharomycetaceae. Gene Ontology annotation, cellular component: Golgi apparatus; endoplasmic reticulum.